AUGGCAAACUCCCUGAACCCGGUCGGGUCGGCAUCCCAUAUGUCUUCGUCGGCCCUCAUGCCAGCACGCCAUGAUGCCGAAGCCCGCCCACGCAACCGGCGCCUCAUCAGUACCCUCGACGACUCUUCCUCAACCGGUGGGCCUAUAGAGAGGCUCUCCGCCUCCUUUUCUGCCCUGCGUGCGCCGUCUAGUCGAGAGCCAAGCCCAAUGCCCUCCGGCCACCUGUCUAGGGAUACAACUGCCAAGCCCGCGGCACGAGAUGCGUCUACCAGUAACCGCCGAAACAACACUGUACCAAACACUGCAAGUUUCCUGGAUACGACAUGGUCUCAGGGCUGGGCCUCAAUCCAAGGGUUGGCUUCUUCCAUCAUAUCUGGUGGAAGUGUUCACGAUGCGGGUUACGAGUCAGAUCACAGGAACGGGAGACGGACGGGCUUCAACCCCCUUAAGCGAGACUAUUCCACGCCGCCACGGAAGGCUCCAAAGGACUGGGGCCCUGCACCACCAUCCAACUCUAGGCCUGACCAUCGAGACAUAGCGACAGGUUCCCUCGCAGAGAGAGAUGCUGCCCUCAAAGCAGCGCGAACAGCGAGCGUCUUGGAGAGCCACGAGGGCGUCAACGGAGGUCUUGACGUGGCGGGCAAGUAUAAGAGGAGGAAUUCGGACGAGUCUGUUAGAGACACGCUGCAAGAGGAGGAAGUUCAAGACCAACUGGUGUACAUUCACCACGUGCAACCAACCGACACCUAUGCCGGUAUAGUGCUCAAAUAUAGGUGUCGCGAGGACGCAUUCAGAAAGGCCAAUGGUAUGUGGUCCAGAGAUAUCCAGGUGCGAAAAUGGCUAGCUAUACCGGUCGACGCGUGCGAGAUCAAGGGCCGCCCAUGUGAGCCGCCUUCACACGAGGGACAAGCCGUCGACUUCCUGUCCCCAACACCGGAACCGAAAAGCGCCAACGGCCGAGAUGGGCGUACUUCCGCUCAACCACAACAAGUCGAUUUCUUCAGCUUGCCAACUACGAAUGGCUCAUCAUCCGAGCUAUCCAGAAACGAAGAAGAGGAGUUGCCAUGGACUCACGUACGCUGGGUUGCUUUGGACUCGGUUCCAAAACCAGUUGAGAUCGCCCGUGUGUCGAAGAAAACAAUAGGGUAUUUUCCGCCACGACGGAAGAAGAGCCUCCGAAGUACUUCGACCAUGUCGACACCAAGGCACUCUCUUGAUACUGCAGCGAUAACAGCUGGGCUCAUGGAAAGUCCAGAACAAGUGGGCAGGCCGACCUCCCGACGUCAGAGCAAUCUCAGCAACAGGCCCAACCUAUCCAGCACUCCGGCUUUGUCCACCCCUGCGUCUUCAAGGAGCAGGAUGAACAGCGAUGCUGGGGACACGCGGCCAGCAUGGAUGAGGAGACCUGGGGGCGUUGGUUCCAUGGGUCGAAGCGUCCGGGCGCCUGGCCCGGAAAAGGAUUACUUGAACACGUGGGCGAAGAAGCAUCUCCCUGGACUUGCCAUCGACGAGUCGCUACCGUCCAUUUCUGUCAUGGGUUCUGAGACGGCCAACUUUGGGUUCAGGCCAGGAUCUAGCAGUGGGAUUGUCGAAAGCCCCUUCGACGAGGGUCAAGAUCUCUCGGCAACUUCCAGGCAAGGCUCCGGUCUUGAUCGUGCCGCGGCGACGGUAGAAACAUGGCUGCGCGGCGCGUUCGCCAAAUCUCCUGGAACGCCGACAACGGGGACCCGGAGUCGUCAACCGGACGUCCUCGACCUCAUCGAAUUAACCGAUACCAACAGUGACGAUGGGAGGCUGUCCGUGUCAGUCGGCAGCGGUGUGACUAGCUCAGGGUUAUUCGAGACCGCCCCAAUGACAGUCGGCUCUACGAGCAGGAGCGACGGAGACGGGUCUGUCAGAGGCCGAAGCGUGAGUAACAACGCAUCGGCCGUCAAGUCCAAGAAGUCUGAUUAG
Messenger RNA from Colletotrichum graminicola M1.001, 1953 nucleotides. RefSeq names its product LysM domain-containing protein. The transcript has a single exon. The coding region runs from base 1 to 1953 and encodes 650 amino acids. The record is from RefSeq and is a predicted model, not a curated record. NCBI's taxonomy places the organism in Eukaryota, Fungi, Ascomycota, Sordariomycetes, Glomerellales, Glomerellaceae.